UGGGAAGGCAGCAUAAAGCUGACACUGGGAUCUUAAACUGCCCCAAAUAAACUACUCGUUCUUACAUAUGGCCGUGGUCAAAUAAAUAUACCUAUCAAGUUAUUCAAUGGCUUACAUUAACGUUGAGCAGCUGUUAGCUAGAGAUAUUCUCCCGUUGUGGCAACACGCCUAUUUUUUCCAGUGUUUAUUUUGGGCCUAAACGACGCUUUGGAGCCCUGGCCGUUUUCCUGCUCUGCAGACCCUCUGACAAUGACAGCAACUUCGGCCUUGUUCUCCCACCACGUCGCCCCCAUCGACGCAUUGUUCCAGUCCCAUGGUCUGUUUUCCUUUUUUUCUGUUCCUUACCUGGCGCACUGCAGUCAGCGCAGACUUCUGUUCUUUGUAGCUUUCUCGACAUCUCGAAAGUGGAUGAAACGGAGAAGUGGAUGUCGGCGAUGAUGUGAAUAUUCGCCCGUCUUCCCCCCCGAGCUACAGACCGACGUCUGCCGUCAACCGAUGCGGCCCCUGAAUCCCCGGAAGCCGGGUGGUAUGAUCGGCUUUUCCCCCGGCCAGCUGACGACGACUGAGCUUCCCGUUAAUUCCAGCGGUCUGUUCGCUCACGUUCGCUGAUGAACUCCGAGGCUGGAUCCAAGUUAUGUGAACAUAGUUAAUCUGUUUGUAUAAAGGAUCUCAUCUCGGAAUAUUGCUACAGUACAUCUGUUCCCUGCAUUGCCUGCAACUCACCGAGAGACGGCAGCUCUUUACCUGACAGUAUCCGCGCUCGCGCUCACUCACACGCGCUCACUCUCUCUCUCUCUCUCUCUCACACACACACACACACGCACGCACACACACACACACACACACAACAAUCUAAAAUUCAUGCUGACAGAAAAGUUACUAGAUGUUUAUCAGAUUUUGGAUAUAAGACACACAUUGCUCCAUUUAAGCAAAAGUAUCGCGAUCACCCAACCUUCAAUGGCUGAGCAGCUUUAGCAGUCAAAUGAAACAUUAAAGUGCUAUUGAUUUAUUGGAUUUAUCUGUUUCAUUUUUCUGUCGUGUCGACAGGAAAAUCUGGUGUGAAUAACGCAGAAUAAGAGUAGAGGAAUUGAAAAAAAUCAAGAAGUGAAGAAAGAGGAGGAGGAGGCAAACUAUGAUCCGAGGAUGAUUUCUGCUAAGAAAACUCCGGAGAAGAGUCGUUAUCCUAUCCACUAUCUGGUGUGGCACAACAAACACCGACAACUGGAGAAGGAGCUUGCAAGGAACGAGCAGACCGAUUUAGAGUCCCUGGACCCUCGCGGUCGUACUCCUCUUCACCUCGCUGUCACGCUGGGCCACCUGGACUGCGCCAGGGUCCUGCUGCAGCACGGCGCUGACGUUAGCAAGGAGAACCGCAACGGAUGGACAGUUCUUCAGGAGGCGGUGAGUACCAGAGAUCCGGAGCUGGUGCGUCUCGUGCUUCGUUACCGUGACUACCAGAGGACUGCCAAGAGACUGGCGGGCAUCCCCGUCCUGCUGGAGCGACUGCGCCAAGCCCAAGACUUCUAUGUGGAGAUGAAAUGGGAGUUUACCAGCUGGGUGCCCCUGGUGUCUCGCAUCUGCCCCAGUGACACAUACAGAGUUUGGAAGAGUGGUCAGUGUCUCCGUGUUGACACCACCCUGAUGGGAUUUGAACAGAUGACCUGGCAGAGGGGAAACCGGAGCUUCAUUUUCAAGGGACAAGACUCCAGCGCAGAGGUGAUGGAGGUCGACCACGACAGGCAGCUGGUGUUCUGUGAGACCUUGUGCGUGUCAUCCCUCACAGCGCUCUCGCCGGGCAGGGGGAAGGGCGGUGCCUGCAGCAGCACCACAGCUGGGUUGGGCCUUCUGGGAGUAACCCAGCCCACUGACGAGCAGGUAGCGGCCCGUCUGUCUGCCCCAGUGGUGACCACGCAGCUGGACACCCGCAACAUCGCGUUCGAGAGGAACAAGACGGGCAUCCUGGGAUGGAGGAGCGAGAAGACCGAGACGGUGAAUGGAUAUGAAGCAAAGGUGUAUGCAGCAUCCAAUGUUGAGCUGAUUACCAGGACCAGAACCGACCAUCUGUCAGACCAGAACAAGAACAAGAUAAAAGGUGGGAAGACUCCACUGCAGAACUUCCUCGGGAUUGCAGAACAGCACAUGGGGCCUAAUAACGGGGCUCUGGUGACCCAGAUGUCGUCCCCCGUGGUGACGAACCCCGCUGCGCUGACCGCCGAGGAAUACUUCAACCCCAGCGCGACGACCACUCAGAGGGAUAUCGGCCACCCGUGCCAGCUCACAACCAAGACACAGAGGUUUAAAGCUAAGUUGUGGCUGUGUGAGUCCCACCCUCUUUCCCUGGCAGAACAAGUGGUGCCUAUCAUCGAUCUCAUGGCGAUCUCGAACGCCCUGUUCGCUAAGCUGCGUGACUUCAUCACUCUGCGUUUGCCGCCUGGCUUCCCUGUCAAGAUUGAGAUCCCUCUCUACCACAUCCUGAAUGCCAGGAUCACCUUUAGUAACCUGAAUGGCUGUGAGGAGGGAGCCGGUGUCCGUGCUGACAACGAAGUGGUGGUGGAGGGCGAAAGACAGAGGGACACCCCGAGGACAGACACCCCUUCUCCGGGCAGCGACUCGUCCAGCGUCUCCAGCUCUAGUUCCACCAUGUCCUGUCGAGCCAGCGAGAUUCCCCCGUGUGUGUUUGAGGCCCCACCUGGAUACACCAUGCUAGGAGGCAAACAGAGAGACAGCAUGAGGGAGGAGGAGGAGGAUCUGCUGCAGUUUGCCAUACAGCAGAGCCUGCUGGAGGCUGGCUCCGAAUACGAUCAGGUGACCAUCUGGGAGGCGCUGACCAACAGCAAGCCGGGGACUCACCCUCUGUCCUGCGACCCGAGUCGUGUCGAGAGCACCCCCCAGCACAAGCCCCGCCCCGCCACCAGCCUUUGCUCCACCCCCUCCAAGAAGAAGCCGACCACCUGCAGCUAUGACGAGCAGCUGCGUAUCGCCAUGGAGAUCUCAGCCCGGGAGCAGCAGGAGGCGGAGUUUCGGCAGCAGCAGGAGGAAGAGGAGCUGCAGCGCAUCAUCCAGCUGUCACUCAUGGAGAAAUGAGCCCCUCACCCCACACCCUCCCUCUGAACCAGGUGGUCCUGCCAGGGUGGGGGGUCUGGACUGAGGGGAGGUGGGUGGAAAAGGGCAGGUGUCCACUUAAAAUCUUGGAAAUUUAAAAAGAAAACCAUCUUAGAGGUAACAUCUGAGCUGGCCGUCCCUCUCCUCGCUUCAGCCAGACCCUUUUCCCAUGAAGCCAUGAGGUGGUUGCGUCUGCCCGGCUUCACAAAGCCAGAGACGGGACGCACGCCUGGUCUCUCUUCUGCCACAUUGGCACUUUCUCGACAAGUGCCAGUUUACAACCAACGACACAUCCGGUACAGUUUAACAGGAACUCCGUCUCGAAUUAAUGAUUUCUUGGGGGUGUUUUGCAAGCGUGCGUGUUUGUCUGUGCGCGUGUGUGUGUGCGUUUAAAACAAACCAGCUCAACGCACAGAAGGUCAAUAAGGUCAACUAAACAGUUCUCCUAAAUGUAGUGUGUCAGGCCAACUCACUGCUCCAGCACCUAAUGCACACUCACGCCACGCUCCCGUCAUCACUGAGCGCGUGUGGUUUUCAGUUCUGACUGCAUCGAAGAGCGCAGCGGCGUGGAGAACGCCUUCCUCAUUUGAAGGCCGAUAAAUAAUCAGACUUCCUCAGUUUUUAAUGAAAAUUUUUAAAAUGAUGGACUAAUGUGUUUCUUCUUCUUCCUUUUUUUUUUGAUUUGCACAAAAUCCAGAUGUACUGUACUUGUGGGUGAAGCACAUAUAUGACUGUUAAUGGAUGUUUGAGUUUGAGCACAAAGUUUAAAACAAAAAAGAAACCCAGGCCGGGGUCUAGUUUUAAACCCUGACGCCGGGCUUUGUAAGGAGCACAGUAAUGAUGAGACUCCCAGAUGAACACUAGGUGUGUACUAACUAUACUGUAUGUGAAGUAGAGCAUUUAUUAAUAAAAACAGUAACAGGAAAUAAGGUUUGUACGUGGAUCGUGGGUUAGAGAAGAGUUUUCUCUGUAAAUUUGCUUUUUCUCACCUUUCAUGAGCUGAUGGUUGUUUGUUUUUGUUUUUUUGUGAGUGUGUUUCUGUGCAUUAUAAUAUUUCAGCAUGGUCUGCACCCAAUGGAAGGGGUGGGGGUCUUUUGUGACCUACGGCAAGUUUCACUGAGCAAAGGUUUUUUUAAAAGCUGAAAACUAAAAUCCAGUGUAAAAUCACCCCUUACAUGUUUUCUUAGAAAUUGGCAGGGUGCAAAUGUAGAUGAGCUCUGAGGGACUUGUUUUGUUUUUGUGUGGAGGAUGACGAGAGCAGGGACACCUUAUGCUCUGUUUUUUUUUUUUAAUUUAAAUUAAGUGAGAAAUGUAAAACUUUCACACUCCAGUAUCAGCACAAACUGAGGAUACCACCUUCUCUUUUCCUUCUGUAAUUCAUGGUUCUAAGCUUUCCCGGUUGGGUUAAGAAGUAAAAAAAUGCUCCUUUUGUUUUUUACUUUUUGAAAAAAUGUUGCAAAACGUUAAAAAAAGCGCGGUGUUUUCAUGACGUAUGCUGGGAAGUGAAUUGACAUGAUUUAAAUAAAGGAAAAUCUUUUUUUUUUUGGAGA
Molecule: messenger RNA, 4652 nt
Organism: Neolamprologus brichardi
Lineage: Eukaryota; Metazoa; Chordata; Actinopteri; Cichliformes; Cichlidae
Gene: ankrd13b
Product: ankyrin repeat domain 13B
Cellular component (GO): cytoplasm
Molecular function (GO): protein binding
Source: RefSeq, a predicted model, not a curated record